UCUAUCCAACUCUAUAAAAAAAAAUAUAAGUGACUUCCUUAUGAAUGUUAUCCUUUUCUCUGUGAUUCAACGGUUGAAUAUCCGUCUUCAUAUCAGAAAGUUACGAAGAUUCGUGAUCUAUUCAGGCUGGGUUCAAUCCCUUGAUCUAUUCAGUUUCUUUUCUUAUUUAACCGAAGCAACGGGUGUCAGUGGAAUAUAAAGUUAGCGAACAAACAAGUCUUUUAGCUUUUGGAGUCUGCAGUGUCUUGGAAGACAACCUCCAGCAAAAAUGGCAACUCCUUGGCAAUGUCUCUGCCUUAUCCUCAUAUUGAUUAUCUCAAUUUUAUGUCAAGCAUCGUCUAUUCAAUUGCCUUCAAAAAAUGGUGCUCGAUAUCUCAGCAUUUUCUGGAGCUCAAACAGAACACUUUCAGUGAGCCCAAAGUACAAUUAUGAGACCAAAUAUUUCCAGCAGAAGCUUGAUCACUUUAGCUUCACUCAUCUGCCUUCGUUUCGACAACGUUAUCUAAUCAAUACCCAAUACUGGCUGGGUCCUUCUCGUUUGGGCCCUAUUUUCCUCUACUGUGGAAACGAAGGUGAUAUCGAAUGGUUCGCUGCUAAUACGGGUUUUCUUUGGGAAAUUGCCCCUCGUUUCGGCGCCAUGGUUAUCUUCCCUGAGCAUCGAUAUUAUGGAGAGUCGAUGCCAUAUGGAAGUAAGGAAGAAGCAUAUAAGAACGCAACGACUUUGUCGUAUCUUACAGCUGAACAAGCACUAGCUGAUUAUGCCGUGUUAAUCAUUGAACUUAAAAGAAAUUUAUCUGCACAGGCAUGCCCUGUUGUGUUAUUUGGUGGAUCAUAUGGUGGAAUGCUUGCAGCGUGGAUGAGGCUCAAAUAUCCCCAUAUUUCCAUUGGUGCACUUGCUUCUUCUGCGCCAGUUCUUCAGUUUGAAGAUCUUGUGCCUCCUGAAACCUUUUAUAACAUUGUCUCCAAUGAUUUUAGGCGUGAGAGUAUGAGUUGCUUUCGUUCAAUCAAAGAGUCUUGGGAUGUGAUUAACAAGGUGGGACAGAUAAAUGGUGGACUUGCGCAACUAACAAAGACUUUCCACAUCUGUAGGGAACUGGAGAGUGCUGACAGCCUGACUAACUGGUUAGAAUCUGCCUAUAGUUACUUGGCAAUGGCCAACUACCCCUAUCCUACAGACUUCUUGAUGCCUUUACCCGGAAACCCCAUAAAAGAGGUAUGUAGGAAGAUUGAUAGUUUGCCUGAUGGUGCUAGUGUGCUGCAGCGUAUAUUUGAAGGAGUUAGUGUCUAUUAUAACUACACCGGAAAAGUUAACUGUUUCAAUCUGGACGACGAUCCUCAUGGUAUGAGUGGUUGGAAUUGGCAGGCAUGCACUGAGAUGAUUAUGCCUAUGGCAAGUAACAGGACAACUAGUAUGUUUCCAGAGUUCUAUUAUGACCCAAAGUCAAAUGAGGAGCAGUGCUUGAAAGAUUAUCAUGUCAAACCGAGGCCGACAUGGAUAACAACUGAAUUUGGUGGACAUGCAUUCAAGAGUGCGCUAAAAGCUUUCGGGAGUAACAUCAUAUUCUCAAACGGCCUGUUAGAUCCAUGGAGUGGUGGCAGUGUCUUGAAGGAUGUGUCAGAUACUAUUGUUGCUCUAAUAACUGAGAAAGCUAGUGAGCAGGCAGCAAUUUAGGCUCUUGGGUCUUCUUAUUGAAACUCAACUUGAUGAAGUUGCACAUUUAGCUACUGGUACUCUUAACUUCUCCACUAGGAAAUGCUACGUUACCGAUGGGAACACAUAAUCUCAACUAUCUUUGUGAUGAAAGUUUUGAUAAUGUCAGGGGUUCAUUAAAGUUUAUGUGAGCAAGUAAAGAAAGCCGCUAUUAGAGGGCACUCCAAUUUCUGGAGGAUAUUAUUUGUCUUGAGAGAUGGAACUCCAUUCCGAAGUCCCUCUUGGCUUUUGAUUUUAUUUAUCCACCAAUUAUAUCUGUCAUUUGUAUUUCUACUCUCUGUUUUACCUUAUAUUUGUUUACAUGGACUUAAGAUGAUACCACAGAAAACAUUUGUUAGUUGAUGAGUCAUUGAUUGAACAGAAGAUCAUGAUCAACUUUCUGUUGAUAAAAAAAGCUCAUUAUCAACUUUCUGUCCCUAAGUCUUUUUUUCUAGUGUAUGCUGGUGUUUGAGAAAAUA
Capsicum annuum is the source of this 2169-nucleotide messenger RNA. RefSeq names its product lysosomal Pro-X carboxypeptidase. Gene Ontology annotation, biological process: proteolysis. Bases 269 to 1672 code for a protein of 467 amino acids. Lineage: Eukaryota; Viridiplantae; Streptophyta; Magnoliopsida; Solanales; Solanaceae. The transcript is spliced from 11 exons. Gene Ontology annotation, cellular component: vacuole. Gene Ontology annotation, molecular function: dipeptidyl-peptidase activity; serine-type exopeptidase activity. The record is from RefSeq and is a predicted model, not a curated record.